AUGUCAGUGACAGGAUCAACCUCGUCUCAACCUAUCAACCCACACAAACCAGAGAUCUCAUUUCUCCCCAAGGACUAUAAAGCAACUGACCGCAACCUUGACGAACCCGUAGUCAUCUCUACACAGGUUGAAGAGCCAUUGGUCAAGAAAAUCCUAAUGGAUCCAGGGAGUAGUGCAAAUGUGCAAUAUCAAAGACUCAUGGACAAGAUGUUUUCAAACCCAAUUGGCCGAAACAUAGAAGUCUAUGUUGAUGACAUGGUGGCAAAGACACUACAUGCAUCAAAUCACAUUAAAGACUUGAAGGAGAUAUUUCAACAACUUCGAGCAUAUAAUAUGAAACUCAAUCCCGAGAAAUGCGCUUUUGGAGUGCAAGGAGGGAAAUUUCUUGGCUUCAUGCUCACCUACCGAGACAUUGAAGCUAAUCUUGAAAAAUGUCCUGCAAUUUUAAACAUGAGAAGCCCAAGGACGGUUAAGGAGAUAUCCAAAACUAGAAAAGCUUGCCCUGACCUUAGUAACAACGGCCAGACAUUUGCGACAUUACUUCCAGAGUCAACCAUCAUUGUCAGAACAGAACAACCCCUCUGGCAAAUUUUGACAAAGCCAGAGCUUGCUGGAAGAUUAAUCAAAUGGUCAAUUGAACUAUCUGAAUAUGACAUCCAAUACCAACCGGGAGGAGCCUUAAAGUCCCAAGUACUGGCAUACUUCAUUACAGAGUUCACGGUAGAUGAGCCUAGUCCGACCUCAAAUACUUGGACGCUAUACAUCGACGGAGCCUCAAACAACAAGAGCUCAGGAGCAGGGAUACUACUUGAAGAUGAGAAAGAGACAGCCCUAGAACAGUUUGUACAAUUUACCUUUCAUGCAUGCAACAAUCAAGCAGAGUAUGAAGCACUCAUAGCAGAACUAAGACUAGCCCACACAAUUGGCGUAACACAACUAAACAUCAAAUGUGACUCUUUACUCGUGGUGCAACAGGUAACAGGUAACUUUCAGGUAAAAAAUCCACUGCUAGAAAAGUAUAGUGCUAUUGUUAAUGAUCUUGUUAAUAGUUUUCAAAAAUUUGAAAUUUCUCAUAUACCUCGGGAACAAAAUGAUAGAGCAGAUAUCCUUUCAAAAUUGGCAGCAACCAGAAGUCAAACUAAAAAGCCUAAACUAUCUCAACUAACAUUUAAUGAACCAAGUGUUAUGCUAAUAGAAAUGUCAAGUAUUUCACAGAAGGAAGACUGGCGAAAGCCCUUCAUACAUUACUUACAAACAGGCCAAAUACCCGAGAAUGUCCAAAACAAGAGGGAAUUCAAAAGAAGAGCGAGUUUUUAUACAUUACUCGGUUCUGAGCUAUACAAACGAGGCUUCACAAGACUUCUUCUAAAAUGCCUAAACACGGCAGAUGCUAAGUUGGCAAUGGACGAGGUCCACGAAGGCGUCUGUGGAACGCACAAAGGAGGGCGGAGCUUAGCUUCCAAGAUCCUCCGAGCAGGUUACUACUGGCCAACAUUGCAACAAGAUUGCACGUCCAAAGUCCAACACUGCGACCAUUGCCAACAUCAUGUACCAAUCAUUCAUAACCCAGCCGAGCAGUUACACUCGUCCGAGUUCUCAUCUGUAGAACACCCACAAACUAAUAGUUUAGGUGAGGCUGCCAAUAAGAUUAUCCUACAGGGACUAAGGAAGAAACUAGAAGACUAUAAAGGAGAAUGGGCCGAGCUCAUCCCAGAAGUACUAUGGAAUUAUAACACAACAGAGCAAUCAUCAACAAAGGAAACUCCUUUCAGGUUGGUGUACGGAAGUGACGCCAUGCUGCCUAUCGAAAUAUCCUUACAAUCCCCCAAAACUGAAAGCAUCAAUGAAGGCAACAAUGUUGAAAGCUGA
Arachis duranensis is the source of this 1869-nucleotide messenger RNA. RefSeq lists its product as uncharacterized. The transcript has 4 exons. The coding region runs from base 1 to 1869 and encodes 622 amino acids. The record is from RefSeq and is a predicted model, not a curated record. Gene Ontology annotation, molecular function: nucleic acid binding; RNA-DNA hybrid ribonuclease activity. NCBI's taxonomy places the organism in Eukaryota, Viridiplantae, Streptophyta, Magnoliopsida, Fabales, Fabaceae.